This is a messenger RNA of Annulohypoxylon truncatum, 4628 nucleotides long. RefSeq lists its product as uncharacterized. The transcript is spliced from 13 exons. The record is from RefSeq and is a predicted model, not a curated record. Bases 510 to 4253 code for a protein of 1247 amino acids. Gene Ontology annotation, biological process: arachidonate metabolic process. Gene Ontology annotation, cellular component: membrane. NCBI's taxonomy places the organism in Eukaryota, Fungi, Ascomycota, Sordariomycetes, Xylariales, Hypoxylaceae.
CUAACGUAGUUCCAGCUACAUAAAAUCGGCGAUCGUAGGGACUUGAUAACGCUGUUAACCUAUCGUUGAUCAAAUCGUGAGGGAUCAGCUUUUGUGAUAUCUUAAACUGUAAUCAUGUGGCAUGCGAUCGGACUUGCCGUCGCCUGGUUAUCUUGCAUCUCCGGUUCAAAAUGCAGCCAGAAACCUCUGAGAAUUUUUGGGUGUUUUGCUCUUUCCCCCCACCCCUUCAUCCCAUCCCUUCUCUUAUAUCUUCCUCAUCUUCUUUCUUCUUCAUUCAUCUAACAACAUAAAGCUCAGCAAUAUCUCACAUUCGCUUAAGGACUUACACAUUGUUUCAAGCUCCCGCGUAUCCUAGAUACUAAUCUUUUUGUUUACGAACAUUCGUUCCCGGCUUACUUACAGUAGCUUUUCAGGUGCUCGACUAAGUACUUGGUCCAAUAGGUACCUAUACCUCUCCCAAUAGGUCAUACGAAUACUUGACUCCCAAUGACAUUCAGGGUGGUAUUUCCAUGGAUGUAGUUCAGCAUUCUCCUGAGCCACCAGGGGACUUUUUAGCAGUAUUCAUAUCCGAGCCAGACAGUCCAUAUAUCGAGAAGGCAGAACCAUAUAUAUGCGAAACUUGCCGCGGGCAUGAGCAAGUUACAUUUUGCACAGAAUGCGGAUUGCUUUUGUGUCCCAACCAUUGGUUAGAACAAGGUGCUCAUAGACCGGGAAGGGGCAUCAAUCAUGAGAAGUCAGACCCUCGAGAUGCCAAAAUCGUCUAUCAGAUUCUUAAGUAUCCGCUUCCUUCCAUUCUUGGCACAACGCCUAGGGAAGAGUCUAUUCAAUUAGACAGUUCAAAGAACAUGUGGUUUGGCGUCACCAAAAAUGAGAAAAAUGACUAUAUGUUAGGUGAAGGGUCAGCUUAUCAUUCUUUGCUGUUAGAAGAUUCAUUCAUCAAUCCUCUAAGCACACAUCCCUGCAUGGUUUCAUUUGUGGGUGACACAGGCGUUGGCAAAAGCGCUCUCAUAAAUUUACUCAUCAAAUUCUCUGCCCAUGAUCGUGAGCAAGCGACCCCCAUUGUUGGUAAACGAGAUAACUACCAUUCUACAUCUGCAGACGUGCACUUGUAUAAUGACCCUUCCACCAUCUAUUCUCCGGAUCCUUUACUAUAUGCGGACUGUGAGGGGAUGCAUGGCGGUGAAAAUCCCAUAGCAGCCGCUAGUAAUGAAGCAGAAGCAAAUCGGCAACGGCUAACCGAAUUCAAGCCCAGAAAGGUUGAGUGGGAAGGUUCCAGAGAUGACACCAAAGGUCGGCAAGGCAUCGCCUCAAACCUCUACCCACGAAUUCUCUACAUCUUUUCAGACGUAAUUAUCUACGUCAUAGAGAAUAGACGGCGCCACGUUGAUGCUUUUUACGACCUUAUCAAUUGGGCACACUACGCAAUGGAGCAAUCUUAUAACAAACCCGUCUUACCACACGUAGUUCUGGCUUUUAACAGGAGUGAAGAUGAUGUUGAGCUAGAAAACGAAGACAGUGAAAGAGCCACGAGAUCUAUGAUGGAUAAUGUCAGGGGGAUCUACGAGGAGCCCAAAUUCCGCCCCUUUCUUGAAUACUGGAACAAGAAGAACAAGAAGUAUAUGGAUAAUCCCCAAACAGAAGUGCCGAUUAUCAAUUCCGGAGAGGCACUUUUAAGAUGCUACUACGCCAAGAUCACAGUGGUACACUUCUCUAAUCAAAAAAAGCCGACUAGACUGCGCAAACAGACCGAAGGACUUUACAGAGUGGUGAAAACCGCCUGUGAAGAAUCACACCAAAAAAGAGCAGCGGUUGGCAUGAAGAUGAAUGCCGCAAAACUGCCUCUUUACGUACGAACGGCCUUAAACCAGUUUGGUUCCAGCCUUGAUAAACCAUUCGAUUUCAGCGAAGCUUGGUUUGAACUCAACCCUGUUUCAUUUGAAUUCAGCAGCACGAUCUUCACUUUAGCUAAGCUUAUACGAGACCUCGGUAAGCUCAACGGUAUGAGACUUUGGUGCAAGCUUGGCGAUUUUGUGGCUUCGUGUUUUUACUUGAACAUCUAUAGGAACAAUAUGAUAGGCGUGAAUGAAAAUUCGUUGCGCCGACUAUGGCCUGAAUGUAAAAAAGCUGCAGGUCUCUUCUGGCAUAAAUUCUGGCCAUGCACAAAAACCAGCGAUGUUGGUAGCUGGCCUUGUUCAAAUGGACCAGACGGUCAUCAAAACCAUCAAUACAAAAAUGGCAAGGGCCAUGAUCCGGGAAAGCACUCAUCCAGUCAUUCUGAAGAGGAUUUUCUCGCAGAACUAGAAGGUAUAAUUGGAAAGAGGCUGGAAGACCUAAUGAAAAGCUUUAGCACUAAUGAGAUGCGUCAGCGUUCUGACUCUAUCAGCAGAGCCUCGGAAAUCCACCAACAAAACGUCAACAAGUUUUAUGGGGAGAUGGAAGGCAUCGAUCAUUGUAUCAGCCACUCUGCCUGCCUUUGGUGCUUAGAUCAAAUACCUGAACAUCCACUUCCAUGCGGGCACGUCAUUUGUAGCUCAUGCCUAAUGGCUGUUGCUAAGCCUUUGGGAAGAGGGGGCUUUUUCUGGCUGGAGUCCUGCCCUCUCGCCAGCCAUAAGUCUUGGGAGAAGCCAUGGAUUGGUGUGAUAAAGCCAAACCAAGCUGGUAUACGGAUGAUGUCAUUAGAUGGGGGUGGAAUACGAGGCGUCAUGGAAUUGGAAAUAUUGAUGAAAAUUCAAAAAAGCCUAGGUGGAAUCCCUAUAAGUGAGUUCUUUGACUUGCUUGUAGGUACCAGUGCUGGAGGGAUCAUUGCUUUAGGACUGGGUCCCGGAGGAAUGGGCGUCGAGAAAUGCAAGGAAAUGUUUGAAGAAUUCUCCAAGAAAGCAUUCUCGACCCCUCGGUUGUCGAAGCUUCCAUUGAUUGGUCGAAUCAGUCAAUUCUUCUUUUGGGGAUGGAACCGUGGAAAAUUCCAGACCGAGCCGUUAGAGACGGCUUUCAAGGACGUGUUCGCCACAGAUUUACUGUUUGGAGGCACCAAGGAUCACAACAAUGUUCCUCUAAAGGUGGCGGUUACCACCACAACCCAGCGAGGUCGAGUUGUAGUUUUAAGUAACUAUAACCGAAAAUCUACGGAAAUCCCAUUAUACCAUUUUCAGCGCCCUGAAUUACCAAAAAAGGAAAUCUUACUAUGGGAAGCUGCAAGAGCAACAUCUGCUGCGCCCCUUGCUUUUGAACCGUUCUCUCACACACUAUCUGGUCAAAAAUAUGUGGAUGGUGCACUUUAUCAUAACAACCCAGUCAUCAUUGCAGACAUUGAGGGCAAAGCGAUAUGGCCAGACAGCCGAGUUACUCGUCCCGAUAUCUUGCUAUCUCUUGGGACAGGGUCCGAAAGGCGUGAUUCGAAAACUUCUUCUUCUAUUGAUACAUCACAAGUGCUGAGAAGUACGGAACUCACAGAGGACCUUACAACGCGCCCGUAUUUCAUGGAGUUAGCGAGAUUCGGCUACGACCAUCUUAUGAACAGUAUGGAUUGUGACCAGAUAUGGCAUCAGUGGCUCCAAAUACGGUCUCCGGAUACGCCUGACAAACAGCGGUACCGCCGAAUCAAUGUGACACUGGAUGAUCCGAUCCAAUUGGAUGCUUUCAACAAAAUAGAUAAGUGUUGCGAAGCAGUCGAAAAAUGGUACGACGAAAGCGACGCCGAAAUCCAGAAUAUCGCGGAUCAAUUGAUAGCAUCUUGUUUCUUCUAUCGUUUUGACCAAAGCGAUAUCAAGAAGAUUCGUAGGAAUGGGGAAUAUGAGUGUAUUGGCACAAUUGAGUGUCGAUUAUUACCCGGGAAGGGCAACAGCCUUUCAAAGCUAGGGAAUGUAUUGAAGGGAUUCCAACAACAGUCUUGUUCUCCAAAAUUUGUCAUUCAAGAAGCACAUAACCCAAAGCAAGAUUUCGUUAUAAUUUCAGACGAAACCUUGUCAAACAUGAUAGAAAACGGUGAAUUCCUUCUUCAACAUACUAUUAGAAUUUCGCACGAACUUGCCGAAACUGAGGUCUUGAUGGUACUUCACAAAGAGAAGCAAUUAAAGAAAGAACUAUUUCCUAUUAGCGGAUUCCCGAGGAAGCUACAGGAAGAUCAUCAAGUUGUCCAAGAAGACACCAGUCUGAAUUUUAUAGGUUCGAGAAGUUUGAGGUUUUUGGGGGUAGAAUUCCGAGAAUUGGUUGGCCAACGAUUCCACCGUCUAAAUUUCCUCCACCUUAGGCGUUGAUCUUCCCGUCCGCGAUAGUCUACUUGCAGGUUUGUAAUGAUUGAUUUGUUUGACCCGGUUAUCUCAGUAUAAACUCCUCUGUUUACCAAAUUUAAAUAAAUUUUUUUCUUUUUCAAUUCUUAUGUCCGAAGUGGUGAAGUGAAAUAUUUGGCUGUGCCUUUUAACCGCUCUCCUACCUACUGCUACGUGUUUAAUCCCGGUAUUUCAGCUAGACCAUACUGAACGGGACAAACUAUUAUCCUCUUUCCCCCCUCUAUUUCUCCACUGAGAUAUUAGUCGUAAAUCGCAACAAUACCAAGACCAAAGAGCUUGAAGGAAGAAACCAUAACUGUCUUCCCUUAGUGCAUUCUAAUUGCCGAGGAUGAGCGGUCUUAA